AUUAUUCAGGUCCAGCCCAAUCUCAACUAACCACCCACAAUGAACUACUCCAGUGAGUCGACGAGCAAGCAGCAAAACAACGGCGCCUAGGCAUAUAGCUGACUUGACUCAGUUGAGAGCUCUGAAAAUGGAGAUCGAAUCGAAACCAAGUGACGAGCUAUCCAGAUUCUUAGAUUCCGGCAUUUAUGAACUACCGAAUUCCAAUGCCGUCUUCAUCGACCCGGUUCGAAUACUUAACCGAUCCUACACUCGUUUUCGCGUAUCUCCUUCAUCCUAUUAUUCCCGUUUCUUUGAAUCCAAACACUCCGCUCAAGAACCUAAUCUCCCCUCCAAUUCUAAGAAGCGAAAACGAAAACCGAAGAAACAACCUCAUUCACUCAAUGAAAAAGAACAAGCCGCAGAUAAGCGUCACCAGGAGGUGAGGCCUUUAUUGUUAAAGGCGCAUGAAUCUUUACUCGUAUCAGCUGAUUUUCCAGCGAUUAUGAGCAAAAUAAGGAGUGAUUUUUGUUCCUCAACGGAGCUAAGCGGUGGUGAUGAAGAGCAUUCUUUCGUUGAGCUUGGAAGAGUUUGGCAAGCUCCUUUGUAUGAUAUAACUCUUGAUUUUAAGUUUAGUAGACUGAAAAGCGAGACUGAUAAUGGAGAAAAUGGAAUCAAUGAACGGAGAGUGCUUCCAGUUUUUAAUAAUUUAGUGGUUAACGACACGCCGGAAGAAGUGGAGGCUGAAUUUCUGAACAGGCGUUAUGUAUUACCCAGCAUGAGUUGUUUCUACAUGUCGGAUUUGGGGCAGAUUCGCAACAUAAUACCCGCUGAAUCUGAUAGUGGUUUCAACCUUAUGGUUAUUGAUCCUCCAUGGGAAAACGGAAGUGCUCGUCAGAAAUCAGUGUACCCAACAUUACCAAACCGGUAUUUCUUAUCCCUUCCCAUUAAGCAACUUACACACAGAGGGGGUGCACUUGUGGCCUUAUGGGUGACAAAUAGAGAGAAGUUGCGUUCCUUCAUUGAGAAAGAGCUAUUCCCUGCAUGGGGAGUUAGAUAUGUGUCUACUAUUUACUGGUUGAAGGUGAAAGGAGACGGUUCAUUGAUCAGUGAUCUUGACCUCUUUCAUCAUCGGCCAUAUGAAUGUCUUCUCCUGGGAUACUGUCAAGGAAAAGAAAUGGAUUCAAAUUGCCAUUCAGUAUUUAGGUCGAUAAAAGAUGAACAUAUUAUCAUAAGCAUUCCUGGAGGUUACUCUAGGAAACCCCCAAUUGGAGAAUUACUGUUGGACCACGUUCCUGGAGUUAAACCUGCUCGAUGUAUUGAACUCUUUGCUAGAGAAAUGUUAGGUGGGUGGGUUUCUUGGGGAAAUGAACCUCUUCACUUUCAGGACUCGAGAUAUUUUGAGACAGUGAAUACAUAGAUUUUCCAGGGGAAUGCCAUCUUGUUGGAAUCUACAUACUAAGGUCACCUGGCAUAUAGAUUGCUUGGUUCUAAUGUCAAAUCCCAAAGCACACUAUUCUAGCUUGGAUGGCUGUUAUUAACAGGUUGGCAGAUACAAUGAGCAAAUGGAGCCUUUCAAUUGAAGACAAAAGCUGUAUAUUACUAUAUUGUGCAACCAAGAAGCAGAAACUGGAACUCAUAUGUUUCUUUUAGUUGUCAUUAGAGAACUUUGAAUAUUUUUAUAUCCAGAUUUCGGAGGCAUGUUAGCGAUUGGGACACUGAAUUUAAUUGGGCCUUGUAAAAGGUUGAGGGGCACAUAGUGAUUGCUCUCCUCUCCAGUUUGCUUUGAGUUGGACUGCUUCGAUUUACUAUGUUAGGCAAGAAAGGAACAGCAGAUUCCUUGGGCUUCUGUAUCUAGUACACAAAAUUUUAAAGAAUAGCCGGUGAUAUUCCAGGAUGGUUACACGGAAUUUGAAGCAUUGCCGAUGAUCCUAAUUGUCUUCACAAUGGCAAGGUUACACCCUGAUUCUCGAUUCUAUAAUUUGGCUUAUCCGAAAAAACUAGAAAAGUUCGUAUGAUAUAUAUUUUUUGCAACAUCACGUGAUGGUUGUUUAUACCGAAAGAAAGAGACAUAAUGUGGCUGAAAGUAAAGCUGAUGCAAUGUAGCUAAAUCAGCUCCUUUAGGUGGUAGACCCAGUAUCCAUUUUGCAUCUUCGAGUCUCUUGUGAAUUUAUGGCCAUGGACAUUGAGAUUUCGUCCUUCUACGUUUAUGUGACGCAAUUAGUUCUUGUUUUUCUUCAGUGGGAAAGAACAUUCCAAGCUUGUUUGAUAUCGUCCUUUGUCUGCAAGGUGAGCAUUCCGACAGUUUAGUUGUUAGUUUGGGCAUUUCAGAUUUAAAGUAGAUUAUAUUUAAAAUAUAUGGAUUAAUUAUAGGAUGAAAUUGACCUUGAAAUAAUACUUUUGAUUUUGUCUCAACCUACCUGAUAUAUUUUCUUUUUCUACAAA
Messenger RNA from Gossypium raimondii (Peruvian cotton), 2421 nucleotides. Its product is annotated as methyltransferase-like protein 2. Gene Ontology annotation, cellular component: RNA N6-methyladenosine methyltransferase complex; nucleus. Lineage: Eukaryota; Viridiplantae; Streptophyta; Magnoliopsida; Malvales; Malvaceae. The record is from RefSeq and is a predicted model, not a curated record. The transcript is spliced from 12 exons. Bases 128 to 1396 code for a protein of 422 amino acids. Gene Ontology annotation, molecular function: methyltransferase activity.